UCCAGAUGCAGACAGUAAAACACUCUGGCAGGUUUCCAAGCAUACCAAGAGUUCGAAGAAGGUACAAUUAGUCAUGAAACUAAGGGCCAAACAAAACCCAGAGACACCUACAACAGAAAAUUAAGCUCCAGGAGACAGCACUGAGGAAGAAAAACAAGGAAGGCAGGCGUGCUUCUGUGUUGUGGGGAUGCCUGGGUCCAGCUAUAAAGGCUGCUAGGGAGGCCAUCCCCAGACAUCACUGUCUUCUGCCUCGACCUUAUCCGGCCACACACCACCAUGUGCCAUACCAGCUGCUCCUCAGGCUGCCAGCCAACCUGCUGUGUGUCCAGCCCCUGCCAGGCAUCCUGCUGCCCAGCUGUGUGCGUGCCUGUGAGCUGCCAGUCUUCCGUGUGUGUGCCUGUGAGCUGCAGGCCCAUCGUGUGUGUGGCCCCCUCCUGCCAGUCCUCCCUGUGCGUGCCUGUGAGCUGCAGGCCCGUUGUUUAUGCGGCUCUCUCCUGCCAGUCCUCCGGGUGCUGCCAGUCCUCCGGGUGCUGUCAGCCCUCCUGCGCCAGCGUCCUCUGCAGACCCAUCUCCUGCGGCAUCCCUUCCUGCUGCUGACCAUGAAUCUCCAGACCCGCUGCUCCCAGUGCAGAUGAGGCCACUCCUGCACACUCCCCGGAUGAGUCCUCAGUUGGUCUUCUGCACACGGGGCAGGUGAAAAGCAUGCUCAGUGAACCCCCUGAAUUCUGGAUCGAGAAUAUGACAGAAUGAUCUGGAGCCCUUGCUGACCUUGCCCGUUCCCCCAGGGAAGUCCGGGGUCCUAGAGUCAUUCUCUGACUCCAUGAGAGCCAAAUAAACCAGCUUUCCCUAUGCAGCUCUGCGUUUCUAGUCUUUCUUUUUUAUUUCCAUACUCCCCGCUGUCUAUUCUGCUGAUUACAUAGAAUUUGCUGCUAAACCCUCUUCAGUGAUCCCUUCACACAGUC
Cercocebus atys (sooty mangabey) is the source of this 962-nucleotide messenger RNA. RefSeq names its product keratin-associated protein 12-1-like. Lineage: Eukaryota; Metazoa; Chordata; Mammalia; Primates; Cercopithecidae. Bases 277 to 597 code for a protein of 106 amino acids. The transcript has 2 exons. Gene Ontology annotation, cellular component: keratin filament. The record is from RefSeq and is a predicted model, not a curated record.